AUGGCGCUUCUUCCACGGGAGUUGGAGGAAGAGAUAUUGUCUCGACUUCCACCUCAAUCUCUUCUUCAGUUAAUAUCAGUUUGCAAACGAUGGAAUGUGCUUUUGUCUGAAAAGAGUUUCAUCAAGAACCACUUCGCUCGCGCCCGUCCUCAUUUCAUCUUCCUGUCAAAUUCCAACAUUUAUUCCAUAGAAAUCAUCGGUCUCGAUGGAGCUGACUCAACGAUUAAGUUGCAUGAGCUAUCCUCAUCUGGUAUUCCUUACCGGGAAUUGAAUUUUAAUGACUUCACCAUCAGUUCUUGCGAUGGGUUCUUGUUUUGUAAUAGUGGGAUUUUUCCGAAAGGGACAGCGAUUUGGAAUCCGUGGUUGAGACAGGUUAAAUGGGUCGAACACAAGGAUAAAGGUUUCUGGCCUUGUGGCGUAGGAUACGAUAAUACUAGACCCGAAAAGGUUUACAAGAUCUUGGGGUAUAUUCUGUGUCCCCACCACGAGAGAGCUGUGAUCUACGAUUGUGCGUCUCAUACAUUCAAGUUUAUUGAUACACCUGACGAGGACCGGCCCUUAACCCACGUGAAACGAUAUGGUGUGCCCUUGAACGGAAAUCUCUAUUGGCUACGUUUUACGCUCGACGGUACUGGUGACAUUUUUAUCGGAUGCUUUGAUUUCUCGAGGGAAAUAUUGAAACCCUUGUGUCUCGCUCCGUGUCAGAUUUUUGAUACAUUCAAUAUCAAUCAUCUUGUCCUCCAAGCUUUCAAUGAAAAUAGGUUAUCCUUGUUAAAGAGAUGUAAUAAGACAAGAAAUGUUGAGAUUUGGGUUACAAAGAAAAAGAUUGAUGCUAGUAACAACAGUGAAGACGAGAAAGUUGUUUGGAUUAACUUGUUGACUUUGCCACCAACUAAUUUCCCAGACUUAUCUAAUAAGGAUUUUGGCGUUAAUUACUUCCUCUAUGACAAGACCACCCUAAUCAUGUGUUGUGGUGACAAUGAAACCGGAUGGCUUUGCAUCUAUAUCUUCAGGGCAGAUUUGUUCAAAAAGUUUCAAAUUGAUUUGGGGUUUAACCGUUGUUGUCACUGUGUUUAUGCUCCCAAUUUUAUUCCCAUUCCUUUAGAGUUUGGAUCGACUGAUUUUAUCACAUUUUGUUGA
Molecule: messenger RNA, 1140 nt
Organism: Camelina sativa (false flax)
Lineage: Eukaryota; Viridiplantae; Streptophyta; Magnoliopsida; Brassicales; Brassicaceae
Source: RefSeq, a predicted model, not a curated record